AUGACUUCAAUGGACAAAGUAUUCGCUGGAUAUCAGCAGAGGAAGGGCAUACUCGAAUCGAGCACAAACCCCUUUGCCAAAGGCAUCGCAUGGAUCGAAGGACAGCUCACGCCGCUGUCCGAGGCGCGUAUACCACUCCUAGACCAGGGCUUCCUCCACAGCGACCUCACUUAUGAUGUCCCCUCCGUCUGGGACGGCCGCUUCUUCCGCCUCGACGACCACAUCACCCGCCUGGAGGCCAGCUGCUCAAAGCUGCGGCUGAGGCUGCCGUUGCCUCGGGAGGAGGUCAAGAGGACGCUCGUCGACAUGGUGGCCAAGAGCGGCAUCAGAGAUGCGUUCGUGGAGCUUAUUGUGACCCGCGGCGUCAGGGGCGUGCGGGGCCAGAAGCUGGAGGACCUCUCGAACAACCUGUACAUGUUCAUCAUGCCCUUUAUCUGGGUCAUGGAGCCCGAGAUGCAACACGACGGCGGCAGCGCAAUCAUCGCCCGAACGGUGCGACGGGUGCCUCCUGGGGCUAUUGACCCGACGGUCAAGAAUUUGCAAUGGGGUGACUUGACGCGAGGAAUGUUCGAGGCGGCGGACCGAGGUGCUACUCAUCCUUUCCUCACGGACGGCGAUGGGAAUCUCACCGAGGGUUCUGGCUUCAACAUCUGUAUCAUCAAGGACGGCACGAUCUACACGCCUGACCGUGGUGUUCUGGAGGGUGUUACUCGCAAAAGUGUGUUCGAUGCAGCCAAGGUCCAUGCAAUUCCCGUGCGUAUGGAGGUUGUUCCGGUUGAGACGGCCUAUCAGGCCGACGAGCUAUUCAUGUGCACCACGGCUGGGGGCAUUAUGCCAAUCACGAGUCUUGACGGACAGCCCGUGAAGGGUGGCAAGGUCGGACCCAUCACGAAGAAGAUUUGGGACACUUACUGGGCCAUGCACUAUGAUUCCACCUACAGCUUCGAGAUUGACUACAGUGGUGUGUAA
Molecule: messenger RNA, 969 nt
Organism: Diaporthe citri
Lineage: Eukaryota; Fungi; Ascomycota; Sordariomycetes; Diaporthales; Diaporthaceae
Exons: 1
Coding region: 1-969 (322 amino acids)
Biological process (GO): carboxylic acid metabolic process
Molecular function (GO): catalytic activity
Source: RefSeq, a predicted model, not a curated record